AUGAGGCACGAGGAGAGCGACUCUCCGCUCGAUCGCCUGAGCGAGCUCCUGCAGGAGGCCAGGGAAGACAUCCACCAGCACAUGGCGGACGAGACGCCGCAAGGGGAGGAGGAAGGAGAGGAGGGGAGGAGGAGGUAUGAGCGCGUGAGUUUCAACAGGUUCGAUCAGAACGCUGACGGGUUCUUCAACUUCCAAGAGUACCAGAAGGCCAUGAUCGAGGAUCUAGAGGCCAGCGGGACAGGAGGGAGCUUGAAGGAGGCCAGCGGGACAGGAGGGAGCUUGAAGGAGGCCAGCGGGACAGGAGGGAGCUUGAAGGAGGCCAGCGGGAAGUCUGCCAUGGACCUGGUGGCCAAGCGCUACUUGGAGGAGCUGGCGCAACAGUUCGACCGGGAAGACGAGGACAAGGACGGCAGGAUCUCCUUCGAGGAGUGGUGGAGUGCAGUCAGGAGCAGCAGGGAGGGAGAAGAAACCGAGGAGUCUCCUCCUCUUGCCCAGGGUUACGACCAGGAGGAAGAGCUCAAGUUCAUCUUCCACAUGAUGGACGAGAAUGCAGACGGGCAGCUGUCACAUCCCGAGCUCGCCAAGGGGCUAGACUUGGGGGUUGGGAGGAGUGGAAGCAGCACCGAGGAGGUGAUAGCGAGGAUGGAUGCAAACAAAGAUGGGUUUGUUAACAUCACUGAGUACCUCGAUUCCUACGGCAGCCAAUCCUCGCAGGCAGUAUACGAGUUCCUGCUCAGAUCCUUUCAAGCGCUGGACGAGGACUACAUGAUGCAAAAUUUUGAACAGAGUCGACAGGAAGGGAACAAGACGGGAUAG
Molecule: messenger RNA, 816 nt
Organism: Guillardia theta CCMP2712
Lineage: Eukaryota; Cryptophyceae; Pyrenomonadales; Geminigeraceae
Exons: 1
Coding region: 1-816 (271 amino acids)
Molecular function (GO): calcium ion binding
Source: RefSeq, a predicted model, not a curated record